Coregonus clupeaformis (lake whitefish) is the source of this 2318-nucleotide messenger RNA. Its product is annotated as INO80 complex subunit B-like. Lineage: Eukaryota; Metazoa; Chordata; Actinopteri; Salmoniformes; Salmonidae. The record is from RefSeq and is a predicted model, not a curated record. The transcript is spliced from 5 exons. Gene Ontology annotation, biological process: chromatin remodeling. Gene Ontology annotation, cellular component: Ino80 complex. Bases 531 to 1625 code for a protein of 364 amino acids.
ACCCGAAUACACGCAAAUAAUCGUAUUGAAAGCCGCGAGGAAAAGAUUCCCUUGCUGCUUGCACGUAGCUAGCUAGCUAUUUGUUUUGAUUUCUCUGUCUUGUGUAUUUUCAAAUAAUGACUCAAUCAUUACUGUCCCGUUUGUACAAAUAACUAGCAACUUAACCGAAGGAAAGCAGCUGCAUCCGCACCGUGAAUCAUUGAUUUGUGAGCAACUAAUGUAUCUAAAGGAUGUUAGUUACAGUAGCUAGCUAAUCAUUCCAGCUAGCUAGCUAGUCAGUUGUGUUUUGUCACAGCAAAUGUGCUUGCAAAGGCGUUCGUUAGCAAAGUAUAAUAUUUGCAAUUUACCAGGCUAUCAAAUCGUGUGAAAACUCUCGAGAAGGUUGCUCGUGCGUCGAGGAACUAUCGCUUCAGCUAAUGCGUUUGAUAACACGACUCUUCCGCAUAUAGCUAGAUCAAGGCCAACGACCGUGCUGGGAUGUAAACUUGCAGAACACCUUUGCUUGUUUUGUCUGACAUACAGUCGUUUAAAUGGGGAAAAGGAAAGACAUGAUCCACCCAAGGUUUCUUUUAGGUGAUGGAGACCACCUGGGGUUACACAGCCUCCAUAGGAGGAAACACAAGAAGCACAAAAAGCACAAGAAGAAGCAUCACCGUGACGACGGGCACAACUCCUACUCCGAGGCCCUGGAGUCAUCCUCUGGCAUCCUGGUCAAGCCCCCCACGCAACUCCGACUCAAGCCCCCCACGCAACUCCGACUAAAGCCCCCCACGCAGCUCCGACUCAAGAUCAAACUGGGAGGCCAAACACUGGGAACCAAAAGUGUGCCAACAUUCAGUGUGAUCCCUGGUGUAGCCCGCUCCCCGUCUCCUCUGAUGAUCGUGGACGAUGAUGACGACUCGGAUGAUGAUGACGAUGAGGAGCCUUCUGAGGGCGUCCCACUCGAGCAGUACCGGGCCUGGCUUGGUGAGUGCCAAGAUGAGGACAGUAACCUGGACCCGUCUCCUCUGCCAGACAUGGACUCUGACUCCCUAGGGGGACUGGGGGGGCCGGUGGACGAGGAGGAGAAGUGGCUGGACGCCCUGGAGAAAGGCGAGCUGGACGACAACGGAGAGCUGAAGAAGGAGAUCGAUGAGUCCCUGCUCACAGCCAGACAGAAAGCCCUCCUGCACAAGCAGCAGAACCAGCCUCUCCUGGAGCUGCCCAUGGGCUACAAGGAGAAGGAGAUGACCGCCGAGAUGAUGCAGAAGAGGGAGGAGCGCGCCCGCAAGAGGCGCCUGCAGGCUGCCAAGAAGGCAGAGGAGAACAAGAACCAGACCAUCGAGAGGCUCACCAAGACCUCCAAGGCCAAGAUCAAGAGCAUGAGGGAACGCAAGUCCAAGCAGGCCCAGUGUCCCAUGGUCCGCUACUGCGACUCGGCCCAGGGAAUGGGGAUUUCCUUUCCCAAGGGGCUGCUAGCCCCCACCCCUGCUCCCCUGUGCCCCCCUCCACCGGCACCGGUAGGGUGCGGGGUAAACGGGUGCAGUAAUCUGAAGAGGUACUCGUGCUCCAAGACGGGGAUCCCUCUCUGUAGUCUGGAGUGCUACAGGAAGAAUCUGGUCCUUGUUGUGGAGAGCGCCACUUGAACUUCACCGCUUUGGAAGGUUUAGGCUUGCUGGCCGUACAGACUCUAGGGCUAAAGGACAAGGUGGAUCUUUUUUAUUUAGCAGAAUUAUAAAAAGGUGUUGUUUUUUUGUGACAUGUCCAGAAAUGGGUCAUUCCUCUGCAUUUCUGGUGGCGAACUAAUGACAUAAUUAUGUGUUCUUACAAAAGAGAUGAGCGUUGUUCAAAUCAAUGCAUCAGUCAGACAGACAAUUUAGCCCUGAUAACACACAUCAUAAUGAUGAAGGCUACAGCCACAUCCGGCAGUGUGCAUUUCAUUUCUAGAUCCUCUGUUUGUGGAAAUCCACUUGAUGUAGCUUGUAUAAGAAUUUAACAAGGCACCCUUGUUUUGUGAAAUGAAUCUGCUGAAGUAAAUCAGCUUUUUCCUAAAAUUAGAGUGCUCUUUUGCCUGUUGAUCAUGAAGGACUUUCAUUUGUGUAAAUAUAUCGUUAAUGGUUUUGUAUUCAUUUUGGAAGCCUUAAAGCACUGUGUAACACAGCGGCAUGUUCAUUUAACAUGUUACACUCUUGUUUGUUUGAUCAAUUGAGAAAAUUACCCCAGGAAACCAAAACAAGUUUAUUUUAUUUUAAUUAACAGCCACAAAGGUGCAUUUGUAUCACAAAUUAUUUGACUUCUAUACAAAAUACUGUACAUCUUAAAUAAAAGAUCAAACAUUU